AAACACACGGCAGCACAUGCUGUCAUUCGGUCCAUCUCAGGGGUUUAACUCUGUUAAUUGGAUCACAGUAACCAUCCAUCUCUCACGGCACUAACUGACCCGCUUACAGAACACACAGUCCACACUUGUUCGCAACUACUGUCCGUCCACUACUGUCGCCGGAGCUCAAGGUCAACAUGUUCAGAACGAUGUACCAGCAAGCAAAGAAACAUCCAGGGCUCAUCCCUCAGUUCAUUUUCCUGUUUGUGGGUCUGGGGGGAGCUUCUCUCUAUCUGAUCCGACUGGCUCGUGGACCUCACGUCAGCUGGGACAGGAAGAAUAACCCUGAACCGUGGAACAAACUCGACCCGACCUAUCAGUACAAGUUGGUGGCCAUCACCACAGACUAUGAGAGUCUGAAGAAGGAAGGACCUGACUUUUAAAAGACCUCAGAGGAGCUACACACACACACACACACACACACACACACUACAGGUUUAUUUACUAAACGCUGUAUCCCUGAUUCUCCUGCUUCCACUGAAAACUAAUUAAUUCAGUUCUUUUAAUAGCUAGCUAAAAUAUGAAGCAGCACAACUGUUUUCAAGAUUAAUUAAAUAAAUGUUUCUUGAGCAGCAAAUCAGCAUAUUGGAAUGAUUUCUGAAGGAUCAUGUGACACUGAAGACUGGAGUAAUGAUGCUGAAAAUUCAGCUUUGAUUAAUAAUUCACAAGAGACAUAUAUACAGGGCCUAAAACUAACUUUUUGCCACACUUGUACUACUGAGCUGCUGUAGCUCAAAUUGCUCAAGAUUUGGUUCUGAUAGAAAGGUGUCAGAAUACACAGUGCAUCACAGUUUGUUGCAUUUGGGGUUGCAUAGACACAGACCAGUCAGGGUGCCCAUAUUGACCCCUGUCCACCACCGAAAGAGCCAACAGUGGACACGUGAGCAUCAGAACUGGACCACGGAGCAAUGGAAGAAGGUGGCCUGGUCUAAUGAAUCACGUUUUCUUUUACAUCACGUGCGUCGCUUACCUGGGGAACACAUGGCAGUGUGAUGCUUUGGGCAAUGUUCUGCUGGGAAACCUUGGGUCCUGCCAUCCAUGUGGAUGUUACUUUGACACGUACCACCUACCUAAGCAUUGUUGCAGACCAUGUACACCCUUUCAUGGAAACCGUAUUCCCUGGUGGCUGUGGCCUCGUUCAGCAGGAUAAUGCUCCUGCCACAAAGCAAAAAUGGUUCAGGAAUGGUUUGAGGAGCACAACAACGAGUUUGAGGUGUUGACUUGUCCUCCAAAUUCCCCAGAUCUCAAUCCAAUCGAGCAUCUGUGGGAUGUGCUGAACAAACAAGUCCGAUCCACGGAGGCUCCACCUCACAACUUACAGGACUUAAAGGAUCUUCUGCUAACAUCUUGGUGUCAGAUACCACAGCACACCUUCAGGGGUCUAGAGGAGUCCAUGCCUCGACGGGUCAGGGCUGUUUUGGCAGCAAAAGUGGGACCAACAGAAUAUUAGGAAGGUGGUCAUAAUGUUAUGCCUGAUCGGUGUAUAUAAUCGCACUGUGCACCUUUCACAUGUGAAGUGUGAAGAUGCAUUGUGGUUUGACAUCAGUGAUGAUUCUCACGUGAUUCUCCUGAUAACUCACCACAACAUUGUAAUUUCUAGGUGAACUAUUUCUUUAAAAAAAAAGCAUGAAAAUCAAAUGUAUUCGUCACAUGCAUCCCAUGCAGUUUGAGUCUCUAUUUGUUUGAGAACACAAAUGUUUGCCGUCUUUGUCCAUCCGCCGAAAACCACAUUUUUGUGGCCCUUUAGAAAAACCCCGAAGUUUGUUGUGGGCAUAUUUGCGGGACAUUAGGAGGGAGAAUUGCCGGCCAGCGUGUGCAUACUGAGAAUAAUGCAUGUUAUCUAGCAGCAAUCACUCCUGUCCUCUGCACAGCUGGGUACCCAAACACACACACACACACACACCGAAAGCAUUCAGUGCUUCAAUAAAGGAUAUGCUCCUCGUCUCUGCCUUCACACACACACACACACACACCUCCAGACGCUCCACCUGCGGCGUGUGAGAGCUGCUUCUGUCAGGCUCCAGCACAUGCUGACAGGUAAUCAGGUUGGUUGAAGAAACGCAUCAGGCAUAAUCACACACAGACACACACACAGGGGCCGUCAUUACCUAAGCGGAAGGCGCGGCGACCCGUCAUGAUUGCAUUGCCUCCAUUUGUUAUUCUUUGUAUCGCUAUUCAUCUACAGGCCGAAUGCAAUCUACACACACAGUGAGCAAAACACCUCCGACCGUCCCGCAAUACAAGUACAAAUAACUACAGCAACAAUCACAAUAAAUAAAUAAAUAAACAAAAAUAUGGUGUUAUGCAUAUUCUGCUCUAACAUACACUCGAGCUGAGGUGUUUGUGAGCAUCUGAAGAUCACGUUGAUUAAUGAAUCAGACCACCUGUAAAUGCUCAUCCAUUACUUGAACUAAACAAUGCAUGAAAUUCACCUCAACAUCGUUAUAUUAGCAGCAGAAUAUCCAUAUAUCUAGUGAGCUGAAGUCUCUAUUCAGAUCAUAUAAACACCCUUCAGAAAUAAAUAAUGAAAAAUCACAAGAAAUGACUGUAAAAUCUAGGACAAAACUAUCUAGGAACUAGUUUGCAUUUUAAUAUCCAUGUACAAUGCAAUGCAUCGCUGAAAUCAUGCUUUUUGUACUGUGAAGUCAUGCAUCUUGAUGAAUUCUGGACAAUGUAAGAUGUGGUGAUGGAGAUGCAUGUCAUGAUCAAUUAUAUGCUGAAGAACUUUCACAAUUAUACAAAUGAAAAACUAAUUUUUGACAUUAUUUGACUUACCUGCAUUCAUCAUAACUUGUAACUGCUGAACUGUGAUUCUAAUAACAGUA
This is a messenger RNA of Ctenopharyngodon idella (grass carp), 2864 nucleotides long. Its product is annotated as NADH dehydrogenase [ubiquinone] 1 alpha subcomplex subunit 4-like 2. The record is from RefSeq and is a predicted model, not a curated record. Bases 177 to 422 code for a protein of 81 amino acids. NCBI's taxonomy places the organism in Eukaryota, Metazoa, Chordata, Actinopteri, Cypriniformes, Xenocyprididae. The transcript has 4 exons.